AUGGAUGCUGGCGGCGGGGACGGCGGAGGGGAUGGCGGCAGGGGUCGCGGACCCGGCCCCGGGCCGGCUCUGGCAGUCCACGGGGCGCUGAUGGCUGCUAGCGGUGGCAGCCGUCUCCUGGUGGCGCGGUACAGGGAGCCCGGUGAUGAUGGUCUGUUCGUGUAUGAUUGCAUCAGUGCAGAGAAGACUACAUUAGAAAAUAAAGGGCAGGAUGGGAAACCAACAGAUAAAGGAAGUGAUGACAUCCUAGCUUUUGCCUUCUCUCCAUCAGGCAAUUACUUUGCCUUGACAGAUGACAGCAAACGUCUGAUACUGUUCUGUACGCAGCCCUCCUGGGAGCGUGUUAGUGUCAGGUCAGUGAGCAGGAGAUGUACUUCCCUAGUUAUUACAGCUGCAGAGGAUAAGAUUCUGGUUGCAGACAAGUCUGGUGAUGUCUAUUCUUACUCAAUAAUAGAACCCCAAGCAAAUGGAAAACUUGAGCUGGGUCACUUGUCUUUGCUAUUGGAUGUGGCACUGAGUCCUGAUGACCGGUAUAUCAUAACUGCAGACAGAGAUGAGAAGAUCAGAGUCAGCUUGGCAAAGGCUCCUCAUAAUAUUGUAUCCUUCUGCCUGGGACACAAAGAGUUUGUAAGCAAAAUACUUGUAAUACCCAACUAUCCUGACCUGCUGUUGUCAGCUUCUGGGGAUUCGACUCUGAGACUUUGGGAGUACAAAAGCGGGGAAGAAGUGUACUGCUGUCAUCUAAGUAGCAUCUGUGAGCCUGAGACAACCAAAACUGACCAGAAGUAUCCUGUGUCGAGAAUAACCUACUGCUGUCAAGGUGGUUAUGUUGCCAUUCUAUGUGUCUGUAUUUCCACAGUCUACAUCUUUCAUCUUGAUGCUAUUGCCCGGCAGCUAGUUCACAGACAGCAAAUCUCUUUGAAACAGAAAAUUUGGGACAUUGCAUUUGAGGAAACAGGAAAUCUAUGGAUUUUGGAAGAAGACAGUGAGGCUCCUCUUCAAUUGUAUAGACCAUGUGAUGGAGAGUGGAAGCCUGUAUUUGAUGACAAAGGAUUACAGAAGAUGUCAAAAUAUCUUCAAGACAACUGGACAGUUUUUCAAGGUUUUGUUGGUGCAGAGAGCCACUACAGCAGCCUCUACAAGGCUUCAUUUGAUAACAUGGCUGCCUACCUGCAGAAGAAAGAGGAACGAUUACAGCAGCAGAAAAAGAAAAAGCAGGAUUUGCAUGGUUCCAAUGGUCAAACCAAAAAGUUGAAAACUGAAGAAUCAUCAUCACUAUGACCCUGUCGUUAGUUUGCAGCUUUUACCUUGCUGAACGGAACCAAUCUGACCAUGGGCUGUUUUUUAAAAGUAAACUGAAUUAUGGAAGACCUGAUUAAGCUUGUAUUCAGAUCCAAGUUUUCAGGUAGCCUGAUACAAAAAACAUAUAUUACAAUAUGCCUAAGCUUCCAAGUGUUAGCAGUUCUAUCCUAGGAAUCUCUAAAAGCAUGAGAUAUGAAUAUUGGAGGUGGUCUUUUCCUUGAAACAGGAUUUUCUUUUUGCCUACUGUGUUCAGGCUUUCAUCUUCAGGUGGAAGUGCAUGGAUUAAAAUUGAUGUAAUUUUGUUUGUUUCUUUUUUUUGUUUGGGUUUUUUAAAAAAACUUUUUAAAAGAUCUGUUAGUUAAUGUAAGUAACUUGGCCUACCUGGGAAAGGGAAUAUUGCAAAAUUCUUGCUGUAUAUGAAAGAUUUUAGCUGAGACUUCACCAUCUCUGGUUUUACCCUUUACCUUCAGUUUAUAUGGUAUGGAUUCUGCCUAUCUUCUAAUCCAUUGCUUGGUAAUUGUGUCAUAUUUCUAUAGCAAGAAGAGCAAAAAUAGAUUUUAUAUGCUGGAAAAUAAAAG
Messenger RNA from Indicator indicator, 1880 nucleotides. It is a transcript of the gene WDR4, whose product is annotated as WD repeat domain 4. Gene Ontology annotation, cellular component: tRNA methyltransferase complex; cytosol; nucleus. Gene Ontology annotation, molecular function: tRNA (guanine(46)-N7)-methyltransferase activity; protein binding. Lineage: Eukaryota; Metazoa; Chordata; Aves; Piciformes; Indicatoridae. Gene Ontology annotation, biological process: RNA (guanine-N7)-methylation. Bases 1 to 1281 code for a protein of 426 amino acids. The record is from RefSeq and is a predicted model, not a curated record. The transcript has 11 exons.